AUGCAGAUUAUCUGGAGGGACACGGCAGACGCCCGAGUGUACGAGGCUGCACGUCUGGACCAUGUCUUCAACCAGUACUGCCCAAAUCGAUUCCCAUUGGCGAUUGUCAAGGCGACUAGCGAAAGUGAUAUCAUUGCGGCCGUGCAGCUGGCCAUUCAGCGUGAAUGUCAUGUCUCGGUGCGGGCAGGGGGCCACUCAUUCCCAGUAUGGAGUGUCCAAGAUGACUCGAUCUUGAUCGAUAUGGGCGAUUGGAAGCACCUCAGGGUUGAUCCUGUAAAGAGAGUCGCGAUUGUAACGCCUAGCAUCACCAGCAAGGAGCUCAAUGAUCGCCUUGCUACCCAUGCCUUGAUGUUUCCCGGAGGUCACUGCGGUGAUGUUGGAUUGGGGGGCUUUUUGCUUCAAGGCGGAAUGGGGUGGAACUGUGGAAACUGGGGAUGGGGCUGUGAGUUUGUCGAGGCCGUAGAUGUUGUCACUGCGCAGGGCCAGCUGGUCCACUGCAAUGCACAGCAUAACCAAGACCUCUUCUGGGCUUCUCGCGGAGCCGGGCCAGCAUUCCCGGGCGUUAUUACGCGAUUCCAUGUGCGUUUGAUACCACUGCCGCGAGAGAUCCGUUCCUCAAUGUAUAUCUACCCUCAAAGACUAUACUACGAGGCAUUCGAAUGGGCUCUUUCCUUAGUACAGACGUUGGAUGGUGACACAGAAAUCACUGCGAAGGCUAAAUAUGACGAUGGGUCGCCGGUCUUCGCGUUUUAUUUCACUAGCAUGAAAAAUACCGAAGAGGACGCCAUACACGCGCUCCAGCCUGUUCAGGAUUCCAGGCCUGUAGGCACGCUACAUGAAUCGUUCUGUCUGAAGGAUAGUCUGGAUAAUCUUUAUGAGAUCAUGAGCCUGCUGCAUCCUAAGAACCACCGGUAUCGUUCCGACAAUGUGUACCUCCGAAAUGAUGCAGAUGUGCCCGGUCUUUUAGAAAAGGCGUGUUUUACGCUCCCGCACCAAGAUUCAUAUCUCUUUUGGACUUCGAUGCGUCCAUGGAGUAGAAAGGAACUACCCGAAAUGGCGCUCAGUAUGCGAUCAGAUCACUAUCUCGCGGUUUACCUUAUCUGGGAAAACAGGGAAGAUGACCAGCGGUGCGUGGAGUGGUUGCAACAAAUCAUGAGUCAGAUUGAAGGCGAAUCCAUUGGGUCAUAUAUUGGAGAUUCGGAUUUCGAUCUACGCUUCGCUGAAUACUGGACGGCGGAUAAUCACCAGCAGCUUGUGCGUAUUCGAGACAAACGGGAUCCCGAUGGCCGAAUAAAGGGGGGAUAUUUUGGAGAUGGCAAGAGAAGCAUUGCGAAGAAAUAG
Aspergillus affinis is the source of this 1341-nucleotide messenger RNA. RefSeq names its product FAD-binding oxidoreductase. The coding region runs from base 1 to 1341 and encodes 446 amino acids. NCBI's taxonomy places the organism in Eukaryota, Fungi, Ascomycota, Eurotiomycetes, Eurotiales, Aspergillaceae. Gene Ontology annotation, molecular function: oxidoreductase activity; FAD binding. The record is from RefSeq and is a predicted model, not a curated record. The transcript has 3 exons.